ACUGCAUGUCAGGGAUUCCCCUCGUCUCGUUUCGUUUCACUUUUGUGUAUCGGUAUAUAAAACCAUGCUGUUACACACCUCUGUAUCACAGACUGACUGACAGCGAUGAGGAGUAAUAAUCCCUUGCCACUUAUCUUGCUCCUCACUUUUGGUGUAGGAGUCAGAAGUAAUGACAGCAGUACGAGUCGUGUGACCCAGUCUAUCUGUGGCGAAGACGCACUUUUGCGCUGUUGGGCCACGUCCAAGCCUGGAGUCCAGUACCGGUCAGUCAUAUGGUACAAGGUCAGUGAGGCUCCCUCUCUCCAGUUAACUGGUCUAGUGAUAAAGAGGCUCACACAUCAUAACAGCACUGUUCAAAGAUAUAAAGGUGUGGAGCGGGAUUUGAAGCUGUUAGCGGAUUCACAGAGCCUUGUUUUGCCUAAUGUGACGCUGCAAGAUGCUGGGAGAUACCUCUGCUUUCUGUCUGCUCCCCUUGGUCAUCAGAAUCAGGAGGGAGAGAUUCAUCUCAGGGUCUAUGAGAAUCCUGAUAAGGAUAAUGGAACAUCAAAGGAACAGGAUACAACUUAUGUAAUACUGGCCAUCACUUUACUUAUAGUGGCACUGCUGAUGCUGUAUGUAAGUUAUACAUGUCUAAAGAAUACACUAUUAAACCACAAAAGCAAGUUCUCAGAAAAAACAACAAAGAAAGUUCACCAAAUUAAGGACUCUAUCAUUAAAAUGGAAUCAAAAGGAAUUGUCUGCGCAAUUGUGCCCCAGGAAUACGUGUGACACUACAGUCUUCAUGCUCUGGUUCUAAACUAGGAGACACAGAAGAGGAAGAAGAAGAAAUGAACAAAAUGAAAAAAAAAUUGUGCUAUGUGGACAUUACCUAAUG
This is a messenger RNA of Pangasianodon hypophthalmus (striped catfish), 874 nucleotides long. RefSeq lists its product as uncharacterized. Bases 106 to 768 code for a protein of 220 amino acids. NCBI's taxonomy places the organism in Eukaryota, Metazoa, Chordata, Actinopteri, Siluriformes, Pangasiidae. The transcript has 5 exons. The record is from RefSeq and is a predicted model, not a curated record.